CCAGCUUCUGAGCAUUUUGUCAUAUCUGCUCAGCUACCUACUCGGACACAUCUUCACAUGGUUCCUCAUCAGUCGAGUAUUGUGUGGCACAGCUCGUGCCAACGUGGCUGUGCUGACAGCUCUGGUUGGCGAUCAAAGCAGUGUAGAGCUGCGCACACGUGGAAUGGCCAUCAUCGGCUUGGCCUUCAGUCUUGGUUUCACUGUCGGUCCACUUCUGUCAGCUCUCGGCAUAAGAUGGCUGGUAGACACGUUUAAGAACGUCACCGUUCUGGGUGCACUGGGCAUGAGUGCUAUCGGACUGAAUGCACUUGGUUUGUUGACCUUAUGCGGAUUCGUGGCAACUUCCCAAUCGGAAAAUAUACGCCCAACUAUACGAAACCGCGAAUCCGUACGAACCGUGCUCCGUCUUGUCAAUGUGUCGUCGCUGUUUUCUUUAUCCGGAGUUUCGAGACCCCAAAAAGACACCGAAAGCCUACGGACCUACGGCUUGAUCUGGUUCUCUUACGUUCUCAUAUUCUCAGGGCUGGAAUCCGCACUUAUUUUCCUCACUCGGUCACGAUUUGGCUACACCAGCCGCGAUCAAGGGCGCAUGUUUUUCAUCAUUGGUCUCUGGAUGAUUGCCAUCCAAGGCGGUUUAAUUCGACGAUUCAGCCCGGGAAACGAGUUGCGGUUGGCUUCUACGGCUAUACUCAUCCUCGCAUCAGCUAGCGCAGUCGUCGGGAUUGCGCAACACCUCUGGGUGUUUCACUUGGGUUUGUUUCUGUGGUCGUUUGCAGCCGCCACAUUCAUUCCCACUUUUCAAGCCGCGAUAUCCUUUCUAGCUGGUCCCGAUCGACAGGGACAUGUGCUUGGAGUCUUUCGGUCGUUGAAUGCCUUGGCUCGUGCCAUAGGACCGGCGCUGUUCUCCCUACUGUUUUGGGCCACCGGUUCCAUUUGUUCUUACGUGAUCGCAGCCUGCCCACUAGUUCUCUUGUGGCUCUAUUUUAGACAUACAAAUAGGGCUUUCGCGCGCGUACACACGCAGUAAUGCGUUUGUAUCCAGUUUACUUUAUUUGCUCGCCUAUAAAAGUUGACUUGCGCUCA
This is a messenger RNA of Dicrocoelium dendriticum, 1083 nucleotides long. The record is from the annotation of a GenBank genome assembly. Lineage: Eukaryota; Metazoa; Platyhelminthes; Trematoda; Plagiorchiida; Dicrocoeliidae.